Messenger RNA from Pieris macdunnoughi, 1446 nucleotides. The record is from the annotation of a GenBank genome assembly. NCBI's taxonomy places the organism in Eukaryota, Metazoa, Arthropoda, Insecta, Lepidoptera, Pieridae.
AUGGAAUAUUUUAAAGUUCUUAUUCCUAACAUGCCUCAGAAUGGCAAGGAAACAUUAUUAAAAGGUUACAUUACCCAAGACGACAAGUGCCAUUCCAAUAUUUAUUUCACAGAGAGUUUUGAAUUGCAGCAGAAUCUAGAUGAGAAAUUAUCAGCUGAUGAUGACACCACUAUCUUUGGCUAUUUCCGUAAUGAACCAUCACAAUUAAUGAACAAAAACAUUAAAAAUAAGAUUUGUUUAUAUGAUUCUGUUAAUCCUAGGGUCACUGAAUUAGUCGUAAAUGGUAAAGUAAUUCAAGGUUGCAAGUUUAUUUUUAUAUGUUAUGAUAUUAACAAAGUCAUCAAUUCAGAAACAUUAGAUAUAUCUUGCAAAGAACUUAUAUAUGUUAGAGAAUUAGUUAAAAGAAAAAGCAAUCAUCCUCAAAAUAUUGCUGAGUAUGCACCUAAAUUUAGAAUACCACAUAUGUUUUCUUCUUCAAUGUUUAUUCAACAUAUUUUCAACUGUAUUAAUUUAUUAAAUUGGUUAAAAAAUACAUUGAGAAAAAAGGAAAAAAUAUCAAUAAAACAAGGAAAUUAUAUUUUAGCAUUAGUUAUUGAUAUAAUUUUGGGUUAUUAUAUCUUGGAAAUAUUAUUUUACGAUAGGAAAGAAAUUGGUGUACUCUUACUUGGAAUUUUAGAGAAAUUGGUAAACUCUAUGUAUUCACUACUAAAAUGGCUAAUGGGAGCUCCAGCAGGAUUAAAGUUGAAUAAUGCAUUUAAUAAAAUGCUGGGUAAAUAUUUCUCAUACCAUGUGGAAUUAUGGUGGUUGUUUUUGGAUGUAUCAAGUGAACGAUUGGAUUUAAUAUUGCAUAUUUAUCAAUACUUGGGUUACUUAGGACUGACGUUCCAAGCUGCUAUUAUAUCAGAUAUGUUGUGUGUAACAACAUUUCAUUCAUAUUGCAUUUAUGUUUAUGCAGCAAGACUAUUCAACAUACAAAUAUCAGGCCUCACUGCUAUGCUACGGUUAUUUGUUGGACGAAAGUACAAUCCAUUGAGAAAUUGCAUAGAUUCAUGUGAAUACACGAAUCAGGAGCUAUUUGUGGGAACCGUAGCUUUUACAAUAUUAUUACUCCUACUGCCUACAACGCUUAUGUACUACAUUGUUUUUACAAUGUUUCGCGUGCUAUCACUAUUAGCGCAGUAUGUCUUGGCUAGACUGAUCCACUUCGUGCAAACACUACCGUUAUAUGUUAUUAUAUUAUGGAUAACACGCUCACCUAAAUUGGCAGGAGAAAUAUAUGUUGAAGAACAGCAGAGUAGCGAAUCGCAUUUAGUGCUAAAAAUUAAAUUAUUUAAUAAACCGUUGAAAAAACUCAUGAACUAUUUUAAGCCUCCAGUUGAAAUAACGAAGGAUGUGGAAUGGACUAAUAUUAUAUCAAGCGUGUUUACGGGAAAGCAAAUUAUAUGA